AUGAGGGGCGUCAUCACUGGGGGCAACGUCAAAGUUCUCGGCCGAGCUGUGCACUCCCUGUCCCGCAUUGGGGAUGAGCUCUAUCUGGAGCCCACUGACUGUGGGCUGUCCCUACGCUCCGUCAACUCCUCGCGCUCGGCCUUCGCCUCCUUCCUCUUCGCCCCUCUCUUCUUCCAGCUGUACGAGCUGGGUGAGCCCCAACCCUUCCGAUGCAAAGUUCUCAUGAAGUCCUUUCUGGGCGUCUUCCGCUCGCUGCCUUCCCUGGAGAAGUCGGUGGGGAAAUGUCUGAUCCUGCUCAAACCCAGCGCCAACCGCCUGGUCCUGCAGCUCCACUGCAAGUAUGGUGUCACCAAGACUCACAACCUGGUUUUCCAGGAGUGUGAGCGGCUCCAGGCUGUCUUUGACACCCAGCACUGUGCCAGCAGCCUCUGUGCCCCAGCACGGGUGCUGGCAGAGGCCGUGGUCCACUUCCCCCAGACACUGGCUGAGGUGACACUGGGGGUUGGCCCUGGGGGCAAGAUCAGCCUCCAAAACUAUGUGGAAGAUGAGAUGGAGCUGAAGAAGACAAUGGUGACAGAACUGUGGCUGUCAGAGGAUGAAUUCCAGAGGGUGGCAGUGACCCCAGGCUCCUCCAUCACCUUCUGCCUCAAGGAGUUUCGGGGGCUGCUGACCUUUGCUGAGGCCUCCAACCUGCCCCUCACCAUCCACUACGAUGUGCCAGGCAGGCCGGUGAUCUUCACCCUGGAAGAUUCUGUCCUGGAGGUCCACCUGGUGCUGGCCACCCUCUUGGACCCUAAAAGUGACUUGCAGCCCGCCAUGGCUAAUGGCAGUGUCUCCCAUUUGCCCCUCCCCUCUGAUGACCCCCCUGAUGACCUCGAGUCCUACAUGGUUGCCAUGGAAACUGAGGAGGAGCCUGAGGUGCCCCCCAGCCCCACCUUCCCCCUACACACCCCAUGUCCAGUCCAAAGCGACCCCGAGGAGGAAGAAGAGGAGGAGGAAGGAGCUGUGCCAGGCACCCCCCCUCACAAAAAGUUUCGGUCGUUGUUUUUUGGCUCGGUGCUGACGCCAGGGGAGCCCAGCCUGGCCCCCACCCAGGAGGUGCUGGCAGAGGACAGUGACAACGACUCCUAA
Molecule: messenger RNA, 1131 nt
Organism: Indicator indicator
Lineage: Eukaryota; Metazoa; Chordata; Aves; Piciformes; Indicatoridae
Gene: RAD9A
Product: RAD9 checkpoint clamp component A
Exons: 11
Coding region: 1-1131 (376 amino acids)
Biological process (GO): DNA repair; mitotic intra-S DNA damage checkpoint signaling; DNA replication checkpoint signaling
Cellular component (GO): checkpoint clamp complex
Source: RefSeq, a predicted model, not a curated record